AUGAAACGCGUCAAUGGCGAGGAUAUAACGUCUAUUUCACCCACUUUAGGCUUCAAUAUCAAGACAUUUAUACAUCGUGGCUAUACGUUGAAUGUUUGGGACGUCGGCGGUCAACGCACAUUGCGCCCUUAUUGGCGUAACUACUUUGAACAGAAUGACGCGGUGGUUUGGGUGGUUGAUUCAUCGGAUACGCUUAGAAUGGAUGAUUGUCGGAAUGAGCUGUUCGAUCUACUCAGCGAGGAUAGAUUGGCUGGUACUACCAUACUGAUAUUCGCAAACAAGGUUGAUAUCCACGGUGCAAUGAGUGUGGAUGAUAUACGCAGCGCUCUCCAAUUGGACAGCAUAAAGAGCCACACCUGGAGAAUACAGCCCUGCAGCGCUGUGACGGGUGAGAACUUGUUACAAGGACUCGACUGGGCUGUCGGUGAUUGCUCUAAACGCCUUUACUACUCUUCACAGCCAGAUUUCACAGAAUCGAGCGGAGAUUUAACAAAAAACACUCAAGACACUCAAGAAACACCACCAAAGCUCCUCUUCUCCAUAUCUCAACAAACCAUGCACACGCUUGCCAUGCUGCACCCUCGGUCCCCAAGCCCUGAAUUCCUUCUUGGGUUUUGGUUCGCACCACAACAAAUACUUCCUAUCCCUGGUAGACAAGCCCAUUCUCUCAAAGUCGAUGCUCCUGCGGGUAAACAGCUGCUCCCAGUUCUCUACCUUGCACUUGUCCUGUAG
This is a messenger RNA of Wallemia ichthyophaga EXF-994, 732 nucleotides long. Its product is annotated as ADP-ribosylation factor-like protein 2. Gene Ontology annotation, molecular function: GTPase activity; GTP binding. Gene Ontology annotation, cellular component: microtubule cytoskeleton; cytoplasm. The transcript is spliced from 4 exons. Gene Ontology annotation, biological process: protein folding. The record is from RefSeq and is a predicted model, not a curated record. Bases 1 to 732 code for a protein of 243 amino acids. Lineage: Eukaryota; Fungi; Basidiomycota; Wallemiomycetes; Wallemiales; Wallemiaceae.